This is a messenger RNA of Apaloderma vittatum (bar-tailed trogon), 732 nucleotides long. It is a transcript of the gene ENOSF1, whose product is annotated as enolase superfamily member 1. Lineage: Eukaryota; Metazoa; Chordata; Aves; Trogoniformes; Trogonidae. The record is from RefSeq and is a predicted model, not a curated record. The coding region runs from base 1 to 732 and encodes 243 amino acids. The transcript is spliced from 7 exons. Gene Ontology annotation, biological process: carbohydrate catabolic process. Gene Ontology annotation, molecular function: hydro-lyase activity; magnesium ion binding.
AUGUGUGCUGUCAAGGAUUUCUCUAUUCACAUGGUCAACAGAGAUGUGGGAGAAGUAGUCAUCAACUCUGGAGGCUUCUGCAGAGAGCUCACCAGCAGCAGACAACUCUGCUGGGAUGCCAAAGAAUUGCUAUUCUCCAUGAAUUUCAGAUAUAUUACUGAUGUGCUAACAGGUGAAGAAGCUUAUGAACAGCAAAUGUUGAAGAGUGGAUAUCUGGCUUAUACAAGAUCCUGUGCCUGGUUGGACUACUCAGGCCAGCGCUUAAAACAGAUGCUGGAUGCAAACCAACAAUGGGAAAUAAAGAAAGAGUGGGUCACUAAACUAGCUGAGCUUAAAGCUUCUUGGAUUAAGGAGCCAGCUUUUCCAGAUGAGGAUAUGCAUUUCCAGAUGGGACAUACUUUGGGUCUUAACUUUUUAUUUUUUUCCUUACACCAUCACAACAGAGUGAUAUUUAAACAGCUUCAGCAAGCUAAGGCCUUGAGUUAUCUCCAAAUUGACAGCUGCAGGCUGGGAAGUGUGAAUGAAAACUUGUCUGUGCUGCUGAUGACUAAAAAUAUGAAUUGCGGUCUCUGUGAAUUGGUCCAGCACUUGGUAGUAUUUGAUUAUACCCCAGUAUCUGAAAGCCUUGAAAGCUGCAAGGACAAUUUUGCAGCGAAUCGUAACAAGUUGGAAAUAACGUGGGUUACAAAAGUUAGCCUAAGAGUGGAGAACAUAGAGGGAGUUGGUAUUUGA